GGUCUUUUUGAACGGAGAAAAGCGCGCUGGUAGACAGUCGAGAGGGAAACAAAGAGAGAGCAAACAAGGCGCUAUUGUCGGUGCGAACAACAACGACGUGGAUUGAUUAUUUCCGAUCAGAGUAACUUUACUUUUAUAUACGACCCUCGCCAUGUCUCACAAACAGAUCUACUACUCUGACAAAUACGACGAUGACAAAUACGAGUACAGACAUGUAAUGCUGCCCAAAGACAUCGCAAAGCGUGUACCCAAGACCCACUUGAUGUCUGAGACCGAGUGGAGGAACCUGGGGGUCCAGCAGAGCCAGGGAUGGGUGCAUUACAUGAUCCAUCAACCAGAACCACACAUCUUGCUGUUCCGGCGUCCUCUGUCUAACCCAAAAGCUUAAGGUUUUUCUGGGUCCUGCAAAGAUCAGCCCUUACGUGCCUUGGAUCAACAGAGCUCCCAUCAUGCCGUCAAAGCAAGCUCCCGUCGGAUCGGGUCUUUGGGCUGACGAUGCCGGACCUGGAGAUGGACUGUCACUUAUGAACAAUGGAUGUGGAGAACAUGUUGGAGAGGGGGUGGAGGAAAAAAAAAAAAAGAAAGAUGUCAACCUUCAUGUAACAAAAAGAAUCUUGCAACAACAUGCCGUCUCGGACACAUUCAAACCCUUUGACUUCUUAAACCAGCUUCAGCUACUCUACCUGCUCUGAUCAGCAGUUUGUUAAAAUGAUUGCUUCAGUGUGGUGAGCGACGCUUUAACAUGAGUUCUAGCGUACAGUUAAGAAUCCAGACACGAUUGUCUUUCUAGAUUAGUUCGACUCCAGUGUUCUGUGGUUUAUUUUCUUCUUUUUAGCUGACAUGUUACUGCUUAGUCAAUGGAGACUGUAAAUUGGCGUUGAACACAUGAUCAAAAUCUGCAUCAGUCCCUUUUUUUUAAAAAUGGAUUUGAUUGUGUUUUCGGUCUGAUUUAGAGGAAUUCACUUCAAUUGGUCUGAAUGUACCAAUGAGCUGCUCAGUAUUUAUGAAUUGUAUUGCCCUUGAAUAAAUGUAAACUUGAAAUUUUACUA
This is a messenger RNA of Fundulus heteroclitus (mummichog), 1049 nucleotides long. Its product is annotated as cyclin-dependent kinases regulatory subunit 1. Gene Ontology annotation, biological process: regulation of mitotic cell cycle. Lineage: Eukaryota; Metazoa; Chordata; Actinopteri; Cyprinodontiformes; Fundulidae. Gene Ontology annotation, cellular component: cyclin-dependent protein kinase holoenzyme complex; SCF ubiquitin ligase complex. The transcript is spliced from 4 exons. Gene Ontology annotation, molecular function: protein kinase binding; cyclin-dependent protein serine/threonine kinase activator activity; histone binding. The record is from RefSeq and is a predicted model, not a curated record. The coding region runs from base 152 to 388 and encodes 78 amino acids.